Propithecus coquereli (Coquerel's sifaka) is the source of this 3654-nucleotide messenger RNA. RefSeq names its product apoptosis resistant E3 ubiquitin protein ligase 1 (gene AREL1). NCBI's taxonomy places the organism in Eukaryota, Metazoa, Chordata, Mammalia, Primates, Indriidae. The record is from RefSeq and is a predicted model, not a curated record. Gene Ontology annotation, biological process: positive regulation of protein catabolic process; protein polyubiquitination; negative regulation of apoptotic process. Gene Ontology annotation, molecular function: ubiquitin-protein transferase activity. The coding region runs from base 337 to 2808 and encodes 823 amino acids. The transcript is spliced from 19 exons.
UCCUCGGGCAGUUGAUUGUGCCCUGCACUAGAGAAAAGUCUGGAAAUGAUAUAUUCUUGGGCUGUAUUCCUCUGCCCUGGAAUUCAUCCAGUUACUUCCGGAAACACUGACCCUCUGCUUACUCUGACACAUCCUCAGUGAAGGUCUGAUGGACAGACCCUUUCCGGUGACCUUGUGGCUUUCUUCUUUCAUGUGGAAGUUGGAAGACAAGGUGAAAGGGGCCAAAAGUUAUCUGCUUUGGUGAAUACGAGUGCUCCACUUGGUUCUCAGAACAUGGGCCCUCGUUUAAAGCUGCAGCUGUGAUCCUCGGCUGUCUGUUGGCAUUGAAGGGACCUGAUGUUUUACGUUAUUGGGGGAAUCACAGUAUCUGUGGUUGCAUUCUUCUUCACAAUUAAGUUCCUCUUUGAGCUUGCCGCACGUGUAGUCAGCUUCCUCCAGAAUGAGGACCGUGAGCGCCGAGGGGACCGGACUAUUUAUGACUACGUGCGGGGAAAUUACCUGGAUCCCCGGUCUUGCAAAGUCUCCUGGGAUUGGAAGGACCCCUAUGAGGUGGGCCACAGCAUGGCCUUCCGAGUGCAUUUAUUCUAUAAGAACGGGCAGCCUUUCCCUGCACAUCGGCCUGUGGGACUAAGAGUUCACAUCUCUCAUGUUGAGCUAGCAGUGGAGAUUCCAGUGACUCAGGAAGUCCUUCAAGAUCCCAAUUCCAACGUGGUAAAGGUGGCCUUCACUGUGCGCAAGGCUGGGCGUUACGAAAUUACAGUGAAGCUUGGUGGAUUAAAUGUAGCCUAUAGUCCUUACUACAAAAUUUUUCAGCCUGGAAUGGUGGUUCCUUCCAAGACCAAAAUUGUGUGCCAUUUUUCUACUCUCGUGUUGACCUGUGGGCAGCCACACACCCUUCAAAUAGUGCCCCGAGAUGAGUAUGACAACCCUACCAACAAUUCCACAUCUUUGAGAGAUGAGCAUAAUUACAGUUUGUCCAUUCAUGAGCUCGGCCCUCAAGAAGAAGAGAGUACUGGUGUUUCAUUUGAGAAGUCAGUGACAUCCAACAGGCAGACUUGCCAGGUGUUCUUGCGACUCACCCUGCAUUCUCGUGGCUGCUUUCGUGCCCGCAUUUCAUACCAAAAUCAGCCAAUCAAUAAUGGCGAAUUUGACAUUAUUGUCCUAAGUGAGAACGAGAGGAAUAUUGUCGAACGCAACGUGUCCACCUCAGGUGUGAGCAUUUACUUUGAGGCUUAUCUUUAUAAUGCUACCAACUGUACCAGCACUCCGUGGCACCUUCCACCCAUGCACAUGAGCUCUUCCCAGCGCCGGCCCUCCACUGCUAUUGAGGAGGAAGAUGAAGACUCGCCCUCUGAGUGCCACACCCCCGAGAAAGUGAAGAAACCAAAGAAGGUGUACUGCUAUGUGUCACCAAAGCAAUUCUCAGUGAAGGAGUUCUACCUGAAAAUCAUUCCCUGGCGCCUUUACACGUUCCGAGUGUGCCCAGGAACAAAAUUUUCAUACCUUGGCCCUGACCCUGUCCAUAAGCUGCUCACACUGGUGGUAGAUGAUGGCAUUCAGCCUCCUGUGGAGCUCAGCUGUAAGGAGAGGAACAUUCUAGCUGCCACUUUCAUCCGCUCCCUGCAUAAGAACAUAGGAGGCUCUGAGACCUUUCAGGACAAGGUGAACUUUUUCCAGCGAGAGCUUCGGCAGGUACAUAUGAAAAGACCACAUUCCAAAGUCACCCUGAAGGUCAGCAGACACGCCUUACUGGAAUCGUCUCUGAAAGCCACUCGGAAUUUCUCCAUCUCAGAUUGGAGCAAGAACUUUGAAGUGGUUUUCCAGGAUGAAGAAGCGCUGGACUGGGGAGGGCCUCGCCGGGAAUGGUUUGAUCUAAUCAGCAAAGCCCUAUUUGACACCACCAAUCAGCUCUUCACCCGGUUCAGUGACAACAACCAAGCAUUAGUGCAUCCCAACCCUAAUCGCCCAGCUCAUCUGCGUCUGAAGAUGUAUGAGUUUGCAGGGCGGCUCGUGGGCAAGUGUCUUUAUGAGUCCUCUCUAGGAGGAGCCUACAAGCAGUUGGUCCGAGCUCGCUUCACCCGUUCUUUCCUGGCCCAAAUCAUAGGACUACGUAUGCAUUACAAGUACUUUGAAACAGAUGAUCCAGAAUUCUACAAAUCUAAAGUUUGUUUUAUCCUCAACAAUGACAUGAGUGAGAUGGAGCUGGUCUUUGCAGAAGAGAAAUAUAACAAAUCAGGUCAACUGGAUAAGGUUGUAGAACUCAUGACAGGUGGAGCCCAAACCCCAGUAACCAAUGCGAAUAAAAUCUUCUAUUUAAAUUUGCUGGCCCAAUAUCGGCUGGCCAGUCAAGUGAAAGAGGAAGUGGAACAUUUCCUAAAAGGCCUGAAUGAGCUGGUCCCUGAGAACCUUUUGGCUAUUUUCGAUGAGAAUGAACUUGAGCUGCUGAUGUGUGGGACUGGAGACAUCAGUGUGUCUGACUUCAAAGCCCAUGCGGUAGUUGUUGGUGGCUCAUGGCAUUUCAGAGAAAAGGUCAUGAGGUGGUUUUGGACUGUGGUUUCCAGUUUGACCCAGGAGGAGUUGGCUCGGCUACUUCAGUUCACAACAGGCUCCUCUCAGCUACCACCUGGAGGCUUUGCCGCCCUCUGUCCCUCAUUUCAGAUUAUUGCUGCUCCAACCCAUAGCACGCUACCUACUGCACACACAUGUUUUAACCAGCUGUGCCUCCCUACGUAUGACUCCUAUGAAGAGGUGCACAGGAUGCUGCAGCUGGCCAUCAGCGAGGGUUGUGAGGGCUUUGGCAUGCUCUGACCACUCUCCUGCCAUCUGCUUGGCUCUCAGGCUCUCUGGAGCAUCCAAGCACACAUUACAGACAUCGUAACUACUGACCCUAACACACAUAACCAUCAGCCAGAAGAUGCCGCAUGCUCCCCUGUGUCUGGAGUAUUUUGUCACCUACGAGCCUUGUCCUUACCUCACCCCACCCCUGCCCAUGUUCACCACAGGCCACUUUGGCAUGGUCUGUAAGCUGAGCUCUCCAUGCAGUCAUAAGAAGAGGACUGCACUGCUGUCAUUUCAUUUGGUCAUUUGAAGAACUCAGUAGCUGAGGGAAGCUGGUGUGCAGAAAGCCUUAAAUCCACACCUUGCUCCACCUCCCUCUGCAGAUGCUUCUUGGAGGUGCCUUUGGCCCUCACUACUUGACCAGACUGGUACCUGAGUCCUUUUCGUGGACGGGAUCAUUGCCUCUUCUAGUCAGGAGCCAGCAGAGGCACAGUUAGGAAGUGGUCCACGUGAGCAAUCUUUGGUUUUGUCCCUUUCACAAUGGCAGGCACAGGCCAUGGCACUGGACUACCUCUAAUGAGGACUGAUAGCACAAAAGGAUCUUUUUUUGUGGUGUCAGAACUGGAAACAGCACUUUCCCUUCAUGCGUUUCUGGAACUGAUUAUUAAUGCAUAAAGAAGGACUGUCUAAGCUUUUUCUUGAAUUUUAGCCAGUGAGAAAAGCGGAUAGACUAAAGAAUGUGAAGGAUAGCUGAGCAGUGGCCUCCAGUGCUUAAUAUGAUUCUCCUUUAGGUUUGUGGGACAUGUCUAGGCACAUGACUACUGAGGCUUUUCCCUGAGUUCUUUUGGCUGAAGUGUGGCUGGGCAGGGCUCCUGA